Messenger RNA from Lasiosphaeria miniovina, 1905 nucleotides. RefSeq lists its product as uncharacterized. The record is from RefSeq and is a predicted model, not a curated record. Lineage: Eukaryota; Fungi; Ascomycota; Sordariomycetes; Sordariales; Lasiosphaeriaceae. The transcript is spliced from 4 exons. Bases 1 to 1905 code for a protein of 634 amino acids. Gene Ontology annotation, molecular function: cysteine-type endopeptidase activity. Gene Ontology annotation, cellular component: lysosome.
AUGGACUGGUCGACCGUCGUGGUGCCCGACCAGGGCAUCCCGCCGCCGCCGCCCAGCAUUCACGUCUCCAACUCGACGUUCAACUCGACACUAAACCAGACGGUCAACGCGACGGGCGGCAGCCCAGCGGCAUUCCGCAAGCGCACACCAGUGUCGCACAUCAAGGACUUCCAUCUGCCGAUCGAGAAGCGCGGGAACCCCAAGUCGGUCGACUGGCGCGGGCGGUGGGGGUGGCAGUGGACAACAUCAACACAAGACCAGGGCGGGUGCGGGGCGUGCUGGGUGUUCGCGGCGGUGGCGCUGGUGGAGAUGCAGAACCGCAUCGAGCACGGCGCGUGGAGCAAGUCGUCCGAGGCGGACCUGCAUGACAUGAUCGGCGUCAACUGCGCCAUGGCCGGGGGGCCCAGCGGCGCCCUCGACUGGGCCAUCAAGGACGACAAGGGCAUCUCCGACCCGCACUGCUACCCCUACAUCGGCACCGACCGCUUCUACUUCCCCUGCGGCGACCGCGCCGGCCGUUCUGUCCGCUUGCCCGCGUACACGUGGGUCGCCAGCGUCGACGACCAGAAGCGCUGGCUUAAUAAUGUCGGGCCCCUCGCCGCGUGCUUCACCUUCUACCCCGACUUUUUCUCGUGGGGCUUCAAGGGCAGCUCGCCGUACAAGUGGGACGGCGUGACCAACUCGACGGGCGGGCACUGCGUGCUCAUCGUGGGCUACGACGACAAUGCCGGCGGCUGGAUCUUCAAGAACUCGUGGGGGACGGGCUUCGGCAACGGCGGAUACGGGUACUUUGCGUACGGUUCAGCACGAAUCGACGACGGGCCCAAGCUGGGCAUCUCCAACCUGAGCCCCGACCCGUGGGCCAAGAAGAAGCACCACAACGGCAUCCUAUACGAGUCCGGCAACGGUGCCACACACCGCAACUACGAGAUGGUGCGGUCCAACGCGACGGGCGGCUUCACGCACGUGUACCGGCAGGGCGAGGCGCCGAACAAGUGGGCGGUGGUGCAGCCCGUGUUCGAGCUCAACACCACGUCCGGCAAGCCGAUCUUCGGGUCGACGGUGUUCGGGCAGCCCGUUAUCACGGGCACGUCGUUCAACCGCGACUACGAGGUCGUCUACGUCAGCACGGAGGGCACCCUCGAGACGUGGCACUAUUCGCAGAACGUCCACUACUGGUACUAUACUACGUCUCCGAGAUUCGCCGGCCUCACCCUCAGGGGAUACCCGGGCUUUGUGCAGAUGGACGACUCAUCGUUCUGCGUCGUCGCCCGCACGUCGACGGGGGCUUUGCAAGAGCUGAUCCGCGACGCCAAGACAGGCCUCUGGUCGUGGGGCAGCCAAAUCGCGGCCAGCGGCAUCUUCGCGUCGGGACCGUCGCUGGUUCAGUCCAACGUCGGACUGAACAUCUACGACAGCAAUAGCCGGGGCAACCUGUAUGUGGUCGCCGUGCUCAACACUGGACAGCUGCAGCUGUUCUGGCGGAGCAACGCCAUCGGCGCCAGCCACGCGUGGAGGGCGGGCGAGGUGUUUGGGUCGGGCGUGUCCCGCGCGACGCCGCCCGUCAUGAUCCAGGAUUAUUGGGGGACUACUGACGAGCGCUCGCCCGGCGGCUUCCAGCUCGUUGUUGUUGUCAACGGCUACGUCCAGCACUGGCAGCGCAUCAACUCCAACAUUGCGUCCAGCCCGCCCGUCGCCGGCGCCCGCGGCCCGUGGACUCAGAUAAGGACUUAUGGUAAUGGCCACAUCAAGCACGUGUGGAGCUUGGUGCAGGGUAGUUUCCGCGGAAUCUUGGACUCUGUGAUUGAGGACUUCAAUGGCGAUAUGUGGCAUUAUCAGUUUGUUGGCAAUCCCGGCCAGUGGAAGUUGAUGGGCAUUGUCCCUGGUGUCCGCGGCGGGUUCUAA